This is a messenger RNA of Xenia sp. Carnegie-2017, 1536 nucleotides long. Its product is annotated as septin-7-like. Lineage: Eukaryota; Metazoa; Cnidaria; Anthozoa; Malacalcyonacea; Xeniidae. Gene Ontology annotation, molecular function: GTP binding; GTPase activity; molecular adaptor activity. The record is from RefSeq and is a predicted model, not a curated record. Gene Ontology annotation, cellular component: septin complex; cell division site; microtubule cytoskeleton. Gene Ontology annotation, biological process: cytoskeleton-dependent cytokinesis; cilium assembly.
CCGUCUUAUUAUCAACAAAUUUGAAAGUUUGUGUAUGGAAAUAAUCCAGUGAAAUCGAGAAAGGAAGUUGACAGCGUGAGGUCGCAACCGGAAAUAGCUCAGCGGAAACUGAAGUUUUAGUCGAACUAAAGACAGUUCGAACAUCGUUCGCCCAAAAAGAUCAACUCUUGAAAAAUCUUUGUUUUAAAGAUAUGAAUUCGUGAUCACCGUUUUGAAAUAAUAUGGAAGCGACGGCGAAAAAACUCGAUAGUUACGUUGGAUUCGCUAAUCUUCCGAAUCAAAUAUUUCGAAAGAGCGUUAAGAAAGGCUUUGAGUUCAGUUUGAUGGUCGUCGGUGAAUCAGGACUGGGAAAAUCUACACUUCUGAAUUCUCUGUUUAACGGAUCUUUAUACGCUGCUACAUUUCCCAGUACUGAGGAAAAAUUAGCACAAACACUCGAGGUGCAAGCUUCAACAGUUAUUUUAAAAGAGGGUGGUGUAAACUUACGGUUAACCUGUAUUGAUACACCUGGAUUUGGCGAUGCCAUUGAUAACACAGACUGUUGGAAGCCUAUAAUUUCUUUCAUCGAAUCGAAAUUUGAAGAAUAUUUAAAUGAAGAAUCAAGGGUGAACAGAACAGCACUUGUGGAUAGCCGCGUACAUUGUUGUCUGUAUUUCAUUGCACCAAAUGGCCAUUCCUUAAAACCGCUGGACAUAGAAUUUAUGAAACGGCUGCACGAUAAGGUAAACAUCGUUCCAAUAAUUGCUAAGGCAGACAGUUUAACCGCGGAGGAAUGUCAAAACUUUAAAAAAAAAAUACUGAAUGAAAUUGGCUCGAACAAGAUUGGCAUCUACCAGUUUCCCGAACUUGGCGUUGAUGACGAAGACUUAAAAGAUGUCAGUAUGACUGAUCGAAUACCAUUUGCGGUUGUCGGUAGCAAUACAGUUGUCGAGGUAGGAGGAAAGAAACUACGGGCCAGAGUCUAUCCUUGGGGUGUAGCUGAAGUUGAGAAUUCGGAUCACUGUGAUUUUAUCGCUCUUCGUAACAUGCUUAUAAGGACUCACAUGCAGGACCUGAAAGAUGUGACGAACGAUGUGCAUUACGAAAAUUUCCGCUGUAAACGUCUUGCUACGGUGACCGUGGGCUCACCCACCGUCACAAGCCGUAGAUCCUUGGGUCUUAGUCCUUUGGAACAGCUUGAGGCGGAGAGGAAGGAACGCGAAAGUAAAAUAAGUAAAACCGAAUCUGAAAUGGAACAAGUGUUCGAGACAAAAGUGAAAGAAAAACGAAAAAAGCUAAAAGAAAUGGAAGCAGAGUUUACUAAAAAACACGAACAAAGUCGCUUGUCGAAUGAAGUACUACAAAAAGAAAUCAACGAGAAAAGACUGAGAUUCGAAAAAGACAAAGAAAAUUUUCAACAUAAUCAAAAUGCCGUUUUUCUCGAUGGACACAACGGACAUAAUUCGCAUGGCAGGAGCAUCGACGGUCAUGGAAAGGUGGACAAGAAGAAAAAAAAGGGCCUUUUUUAAUACUUUGUUAACAUAAACAUUAAAAAUG